UUUAGGGACCGCAGGAUGCAUUUUAGAAGUUUAGGGACCAUCUUAAAGGCAGUUGACACAUUCAAGGACCAACUUGGCUAUUUACCCCAAAAAUUUCAUUCAUCACUGAGGCCCAGAUUCAAUUUAAGAAAAGCCCAAAAACACCGCGUAUGGUUGGACUGUGGAGCAAGCUUGGGCUAUAGUUCCCGCUCCGUCGUUCCACUUCUCCGAUCUCGACGCCGGCACGGUGGCAAGGAAAUGCGCGCCACCGCAAUCUCCUCGAAGCUCCCACUUCUGACGCGACUGACCCACCGCCUCAACGCGGCCCUCUCCUUCUGCUCAGAGACAUGGCCGGCGGCGGACGUUCCCGAUGAUGACGGACUCCCAUACUUCGACGUGCCGAGGCCUCGCCGGAGUAAGGCGGAGAGGAAGCCGUACGUGACGCCGAUGAAGGUUCUGAUAGAGAGGGCGAAGGCGGAGAGAGAAGCAAGGAAGGCAGAGCCUUGUAGGGUUCUGGAAGAAGCUCCUGAGAACGGGUUGUUGGUGCCGGAGCUCGUUGAGGUCGCUCACCGAGUUUAUCAAGCUCACCGGACUCUGCUCUCUGGGCUGAGUCAGCUCGUCCGAGUCAUCCCCGUUUUGCGUUGUGGGUUUUGUGAUGAGGUUCACAUUGGUUUUGUGGGUCAUGAAAUUCGAACAUGUACUGGACCACAGAGUCGCUUGCGGAGUGCAAUGCAUGUUUGGAGAAGGGGAGGGGUUCGAAACGUGAUCUUCUUCCCAAGAUGCUUUCAUCUCUAUGACCGAGUUGGUAAGCCAAGAGUUGGGCAUGAUGAGAGGUUCAGUGUUCCUCGUAUCCCUGCCAUAGUUGAACUCUGUAUACAAGCGGGUCUAGACCUUGAAAAGUAUCCCACCAAGAGAAGAACCAAACCUGUAUACUGUAUUGAGGGAAGAAUUGCAGAUUUUGAAUCCGUUGCUGAAGAGGAUGAAACUAAAAGAAAAUGUUCUGUUGAAAAUUUGAAUAACUUUGUGGGUUCAUCCUCUAUUUUGACAAAGCCUGUAGAGAAGGUUCACAAUUUAAUGGUGAACAACAUAAGCAAUCUGGAUCAGUUGAGUGAUGAAGAUAGGAACAAAUUAAGGGAUUUGGGUAGACAAACACUGGACUCCUGGUUUGAGAUGACAUCAGGCGCACAGAAGAUCAUGGAGAAGUAUGUUGUGAAUAUGUGUGGAUAUUGUCCUGAGGUUCAGGUUGGUCCCAAGGGACAUAAGUUGAGAAUGUGCAAGGCUUCAAAGCACCAGUCUCGAAACGGUUUACAUGCAUGGCAAGAGGCGACGAUAGAUGAUCUUGUGGGUCCGAAUUAUGUCUGGCAUGUUGAGGAUUUGAAUGGACCUGCUCUGAAUAACAAUCUGAAGAGAUAUUAUGGUAAGGCUCCAGCUGUUGUUGAGCUCUGUGUGCAUGCUGGGGCUCCCAUUCCUGAUCAAUAUAAGAGCAUGAUGAGAUUAGAUGUGGUUUCCCCUGGUCGCGAUGAAGUUGACCUUGUUGCCUGAAAUGCUGUCCCUUUUGAAGAUAAACUUUAUAUACUCAAUCAUUAUUUGGGGUUCAUAUGGAUAAAAUCUUGGACUUUUGAGUUUGAUCAAAUCUGAACUUCGGUAUCCGUCUAUCCGCUGCUAGUUUUGUUAUUGUUUGACUAUCAGCUAUGUAGCCUGUAAUUCAUCACUUCAUGUACAGUCUCAAUAAUAGUUGCUAGCUUAUGCUAUCUUCAGAAAAGAUACACAGCUUAAAGUUGUACAAGUAUACUGCAUUAUCGCAAUCCGGUUGCGCUUAGCUCUAAGAUGUGCAGUUUCUUGUGAAAUUGAGAUUGUGAGGAUACGGGAAUUGCGACUAUGAAAGGCCAACUGCACCUAAUCAAACUUCAAUGCAUAUUGAUCAAAGUUCUUGCACGCAGCAUGAAGUAAAAACCUUAAUCACCAAUUUGCUGCAAGUCCAAAAAUAUUAAGCAUACUAUUGGUAGAGUAAGACUGCGAGGCUCGACGCAACGGUAAGGUUGUUGGCAUGUGACUUUGUGGUCACAAGUUUGAGUUGUGGAAUCAGCCUCUUGCAAAAUGCAAGGCAAAACUGUCCACAUUAGAUCUACAAAGUGGGUUCGGCCCUUCACUGGACCUUGCGCAUAGCGGUAGCUCUAUGGUACCAGGUUUGCCCUUUUUUUAUAUACUUUUGGUAGAGUCUACUCUAAGAAGCGUAGUUUACUUCCUCACUACUGAUAUGAAAGUUAAAGCUGAUUUAUCUAAACAUUUGUGCAAACCAACAUAUUUGUUGAAUUUAAAGAUGAUUAAUGGGAAAGGAGGUUCAUUGAUACUCCUACUCCUACCACAUGUUUGGUGGAUAAUUGUUGCUGCAAAAGGUAGAAUUGUUGAAGGAUUCAUAUCAUUCCUGAAGGGAAAAUUGCCUUCUCUUGUUACUGAAAUUGUUAGACUUAACUGAUUAUAAAUGUUUUUACUCAGAGGAGCUCCUCCAGAUUAUCAUCUCCUUUAUUAUAGAUUGAAAUCUUUUAUUAAA
Molecule: messenger RNA, 2530 nt
Organism: Lotus japonicus
Lineage: Eukaryota; Viridiplantae; Streptophyta; Magnoliopsida; Fabales; Fabaceae
Product: APO protein 3, mitochondrial
Exons: 2
Coding region: 16-1521 (501 amino acids)
Molecular function (GO): RNA binding
Source: RefSeq, a predicted model, not a curated record